AUGAUCAGUGCCUAUCGGUAUCAUAAAUUUGCUCCAGUCCACUGGACCGCGGAAGACGACUCGCCUCCUACGUUCACCGAGCUCAGAGAUUGGGAAAUGAAGCUUCCGCAGCAUAACCUCAGUUUGCCGUUCCCAGAGGGCAGGUUGGGGCGCUAUGUGCUAUUUUCUAAUUCCAGGGAACAUCAUGUCGGAUGGAACAAUAAACUGAAUGAUAUGCUUAUGAACACAUGGCUGGCAUACUCUUCGAAUCGUGGAUAUGUAUUCCACGAUUUUAUCUGGACGCCUUCACACUAUCCAUGGCCAGUCUCUGCACGCCGUAGUCGAGAAUUGCUUCCACGUACACCACUUAAUGCCCUCAUUUCCGGCCCUUCCGCGGGUGGGUCUUGGGAAGACGGUGACAAGGCCCCUCGCUCCAUUUCCGAGGCCUGGUUUGACAUUGUCUGCCCAAAAUCCGAACGAAGAAUAAUCAAUACACGGGACGUGAAGUCUGAAGUAAAUUGGGCGGACGGGAAGGUCAUCUUCGAGAAGUGGCGAAAACUACUGACCGACGCUCCAGAGAGGUGUGUAGAAGUAGUUGCAGGUCCACCAGAAGAGGAACCUUUCCCGGAGACGUUCGAUAUCUGGUUUUGGAGCGGCGAAAGAAGUAUCUCAUUAUGGGACGAAUUUAAAGAUUCACCUGUCUCGCGCCUAUUGAGCACGUCGCCCAUAAUCCAGUCAGCGAUUGAUGAAAAUUGGCGAUAUUUUGUCUCAAAAGACCAACUUAACAAACCUUUUGACAACGUUCUUUCGAUUCAUGUACGCCGAGGAGAUUUUAAAGAGGCAUGCUUGGAGCAUGCCGCGGAAAAUUCCACGUUUUACAACUGGAACCUUUUGUCUUUUCUUCCCGACAAAUUUCACCCACCGACAGCACCCGCUGGGGUCGUUCUCCCCAAAGGCAAAAAUACACCCGAGAAUGAAGCUAUAUUUCUCGCGCGAUGCCUUCCCUCCGCGGCGUCCAUCACCAGCAAAGUUCGAGCAGCUCGAGAAGCCUAUCUUCAGGCAGCUCAGUCGACGCCUGGUCUUGCAUCGUCCAAUUUUAACAGACUCAAGACCUCCUCACGCAAGUCUUUAGAUGUGCUCUAUAUCAUGUCGAACGAUCGCACAAAAUGGUUGGAUGACCUUAAAGAAUCCUUACGACAGGAUGGUUGGGACCGGAUCGUCACUAGCAAGGACCUCAAGCUGACCGCUGAACAGAAAGAGGUUGGGGUGGCAGUUGAUAUGGAUAUUGGGAGACGAUCGGCUGUGUUUAUCGGGAAUGGGUGGUCAUCUUUUACGAGCAACGUAGUCCAUCGGAGGUUGGUUGACGGGAAGGAGCCCAUUAGCAUUCGCUUUUGGUGA
Molecule: messenger RNA, 1377 nt
Organism: Psilocybe cubensis
Lineage: Eukaryota; Fungi; Basidiomycota; Agaricomycetes; Agaricales; Agrocybaceae
Exons: 3
Coding region: 1-1377 (458 amino acids)
Source: RefSeq, a predicted model, not a curated record